UCUGUCGCUAGAGGGCGAUGUCAAAUUUGACAUGACAGCACAGCAACCGACCAAGCAGCUCGUUGACUGUGUAUAAACGGGGAGCAUCUCCUCUGACAAAAGCUUCAUAGCUUCAAGUGGAUGAUUCACAGGCUCCGCAAAGUCAUUUCAAAGCUUUGUAUGCUGCGUCAUUCUCGAAAAUCCAUCUCCAAAAUGGCUUUUCAGUAUCCCCAGGCUUACCGCGACGAGGCUGUUGUGGAUGACUACCAUGGCUGCAAAGUACCGGAUCCGUACAGCUGGUUGGAAGAUCCAGACAGUGAGAAGACUCAGGCCUUCGUCAACACUCAGAACCAGCUGACGUUGCCAUUUCUAGAAGAGUGUGAGGUGCGGGAUCUCUUCAAGGAGCGCAUGACUGAGCUGUACGACUAUCCAAAGUAUAGUUGUCCGUUUAAGAGGGGAAACAGGUACUUUCACUUUUACAACACAGGCCUCCAGAACCAGAGUGUGAUGUAUGUGCAGGAGAGUUUAGAUGCAGAGCCCACAGUGUUCUUAGAUCCAAACACAUUUUCUGAUGAUGGGACUGUUGCUCUUCGAGGCUAUGCAUUUUCUGAGGAUGGAGAGUACCUGGCCUACGGCACCAGUGCCAGUGGAUCCGACUGGGUAGAGAUCCACUUCUUGCGGGUGGAGGGUGCCGUGCCUCUGGAGGACCGCCUGGAGCGAGUCAAGUUUAGUUGCAUGUCCUGGACUCAUGAUGGGAAGGGGCUUUUUUACAAUUCAUACCCUGAUCAGGAGGGCAAAAGUGAUGGCACUGAGACCUCAACGAAUCUGCAUCAGAAGCUGUACUAUCAUAUUCUGGGGACUCCACAGUCUGACGACGUGCUGUGUGCUGAAUUUCCCGACCACCCUAAAUGGAUGUGUGGGGCUGAGGUAUCGGAUGAUGGGUGCUAUGUGUUGCUGUCAAUCAGAGAAGGCUGCGAUCCUGUCAAUAGACUGUGGUAUUGCGACCUACAGACGACUCCUCAGGGCAUUACAGGACUUUUGCCAUGGAUAAAGUUGAUUGACAACUUUGACGCCGAGUACGAAUACGUGACCAACGAGGGAACGUUGUUUACCUUUAAGACCAAUUUAGACGCCCCGCGUUACAGACUCAUCAACAUCGACUUUGCCUCUCCUGAUCAGAGAAACUGGAAGGAGCUUAUCCCUCAACAUGACAAAGAUGUUAUUGUGUUUGCCACCUGCACAUACUCCAGCUAUCUGUUUGUGUGUUUUCUCCACGAUGUGAAGAAUGUGCUGAAGAUGUACCGUCUGAGCUCAGGGGAGGAACUGAGAACCUUUCCUCUUGAUGUUGGCUCUAUCGUGGGCUUUACGGGGCGGAAGAGAGAUUCUGAGAUCUUCUACUAUUUCACCUCUUUUUUAUCGCCAGCCAUCAUUUACCAUUGUGACCUAACUAAGGAGCCUCUGCAGCCACACGUCUUCAGAGAGGUCACUGUCAAGGGCUUCACCCCUGCGGACUACCAAACAACCCAGAUCUUCUAUCCCUCCAAUGACGGCACGCAGAUACCAAUGUUUAUUGUGCAUAAGAAAGGAAUCAAACUGGACGGCACCCAUCCAGGUUUUUUGUAUGGCUACGGAGGCUUCAAUAUCUCCAUCACGCCAAGCUACAGCGUCUCACGACUCAUCUUCGUCAGACAUCUAGGAGGAGUUCUGGCUGUCGCCAACAUCAGAGGAGGGGGGGAGUAUGGGGAGACCUGGCACAAAGCCGGCAUGCUCGCAAGCAAGCAGAACUGCUUCACGGACUUUCAGUGUGCGGCUGAGUAUCUCAUCAAGGAGGGAUACACGUCUCCUUCCAAACUGACUAUAAAUGGAGGCUCUAAUGGGGGCUUGCUUGUUGCGGCCUGUGUGAACCAGCGGCCCGAGCUGUUCGGCUGUGCCGUAGCUCAGGUGGGCGUCAUGGACAUGCUGAAGUUCCACAAGUUUACGAUCGGCCAUGCGUGGACGACAGACUUCGGCUGCUCAGAAGACAGAGAGCAGUUUGAGUGGCUCCACAAAUACUCCCCUCUACAUAACAUCCAUGUCCCAGAAGGCAAUGGGGUCCAGUACCCUGCGGUGCUGUUGCUGACAGGAGACCACGAUGACCGGGUGGUUCCCCUCCACUCUCUCAAAUACAUUGCCACUCUACAGCACAUUGUAGGUUGCAGCACCAAGCAGACAAAUCCCCUUUUCAUCCUUGUGGACACAAAGUCAGGCCACGGCGCCGGCAAGCCCACCAGCAAAGUCAUCCAGGAGGUGGCUGAUACCUACGCCUUCAUCGCCCGCUGUCUCAACUUGUCCUGGGUCAAAUAGCAUGAACCUAAUGUUGAAUUGUGAUUGGUAUGCUUGUUUCCCUUUACUCAAAUUCAGAUGACCGUUUCUGCCGACUAUUGACAUGAUUUUUAACACUUAGACGAGAUAUUUAAUGAGUCCAAAACUCUGAACCUUCAUUCUUACUGUAAACAGGUCAGUGUUUCAACAGCACAAAACCUAUACAACAAGCAGCUGACCCAGCUACUAGAUCAUGGGCCAUAUUUGUAAUUCUUUAACAUCUUUACGCCUGGGAAUUUCCAGUCAGUUAUUUCAGUCUUGAGGUAAGAUGGUUAUUUAAGGUUUGCUUGUACACCCUCCAAGGAGCCCCAUAACUGAUGCAUAUUAUUUAAUUAUUGUUUGUGCACAGAUAGGAGCCCACUGGGUGAUGGAUGAUAUCACUGUUCUGCAGUAUUGUGUAAAUGAGUGUAGUGUAAGUAGACAGUAUAGCUGAUGUUUGUGUGAAAAUCUGCAUUGUGUUCAUGUGAUGGUGUGAGUGUGUGCGUGUAAAGGUUAGUUACAAAUUGUUUUUGCAAACUACAGUUUUCUACCUCUUGACUUGUGCUGAUUGUUUACCCUGUUAAAGGGAACAAAACACAAUGCCAGAACUACAAUAAACUUUUUAAAGACUGA
Girardinichthys multiradiatus is the source of this 2952-nucleotide messenger RNA. Its product is annotated as prolyl endopeptidase. The record is from RefSeq and is a predicted model, not a curated record. Gene Ontology annotation, cellular component: cytosol. NCBI's taxonomy places the organism in Eukaryota, Metazoa, Chordata, Actinopteri, Cyprinodontiformes, Goodeidae. Gene Ontology annotation, molecular function: serine-type endopeptidase activity; oligopeptidase activity. Bases 121 to 2322 code for a protein of 733 amino acids. The transcript has 14 exons. Gene Ontology annotation, biological process: proteolysis.